UGUGUGGCGUUUAGCUGCAGUCCCGCUGCACCUUCUCAUGUUGCGGGGCUGUUAUGAAGUGCGGGCACGCAUUUAAUGCAGAAUUGCGUCCAAUUAAUGCAGUAUUUUCGUUGUAGGUUUAUUGAUACGUUGUUACCACGUGGCAGUUAUUCGUCUAGACUUGCUGAUUUACCUGAUGUCCCAAAGGAAAACGCCGAGUUGAGCGCGCGCACCUGGGCCCUCGGCGUCUCGCGCUCCUGUCGUCACCCAGUGGGCAUCAUGAACGCCAACCAUCUUAGAAGAUGCCCAUCAGUGACAGCUGACGGCCUCCCUGUGCCGAUGCUAGACGUAUGUCCCACCAAGCUGCAUGAUGUUCUUCUAUCUGUUCCUACAAAAAACAGUAAAUUUCCCAUUAAACUAUGGCAACUAGUGAACAAUUCAACAACUGAGUCUAUUAUAUGGGACUCUAAAGGUGAAGGUGUGAUUAUCAAUCAGCACCUGUUUGAAAGGGAGCUUUUAUCUCCAGUAACAGUAUCAGAGACGUUAAUAGAUGUAUUCAAGGCAACCAACUUCAGAAGUUUUAUUCGACAGAUGAACCUGUAUGGGUUUAGAAAAUUGGAUGUAAGUACAAGAGAUAAUAAUUUGAAAACCAAUGUAGGAAGUGCCCAGAGUAUUGCAGAAAGAGUAUUUCAUAGACAUACUGACAACAUUUUGUCAGCAGGAACAGUAAAAAGAGACUGUUGUACUGAAGUACAGAUAAAUGAGAAAGCUAAAGAAGUCAAAUUACACCAUUACCACCACCCUAGCUUCAAGAAGAAACAUCCUGAGCUGCUGGUCAAUGUAACAAGAUCCAAAUGCAAAGUCAGUAUUGUCAGGGUGAAAAAACUGAUGGAUCCAAAUAAACAACAAUCCAACCAGAAAGAGAAGAUUCUUUUAGAUGUUGUCAACAGUAGUAAAGACGAAAGCAUGAAAAAAUGUGGUAACAGAAUUUAAAAGAUGACCUUCUUUAAUAUGUUAUUAUUUAGUCAUAUUCUGUUAUUUAUUCAUUUAUUUCCAAAAUGAAAUUUAUUAAGGUUGUCAUAGGUAAUUU
Erpetoichthys calabaricus (reedfish) is the source of this 1069-nucleotide messenger RNA. Its product is annotated as heat shock factor protein 5-like. Gene Ontology annotation, biological process: regulation of DNA-templated transcription. Lineage: Eukaryota; Metazoa; Chordata; Cladistia; Polypteriformes; Polypteridae. The record is from RefSeq and is a predicted model, not a curated record. Gene Ontology annotation, molecular function: sequence-specific DNA binding; DNA-binding transcription factor activity. The transcript is spliced from 2 exons. Bases 76 to 972 code for a protein of 298 amino acids.